GUUGCGAAAUACCUCUUUCGCCGUCUCAAAAGCAUUGGGAUAGAGACAGUCUUUGGCGUGCCGGGUGAUUACGAGCUCGCCCUUCUUGACUUUGUCCCUGAAGAAGGCCUGAACUGGAUCGGUACCCCCAAUGAGCUCAUAGGCGCCUAUGCAGCCGAUGGCUACGCUCGCCAGAAAGGCGCUGGAGCCUUGGUCACCACAUUUGGGCCUGGCGAGCUCAGUGCGCUCUGCGGCAUCGGCGGGUCAUUCGGUGAGAACGUUCCUGUCCUUCACGUAGUCGGCUAUCCCACUCGUCCCGCCCAGGCCAGUGGCAAAAUUCUCCAUCACACGCUGGGUGAUCUCAGCUAUGAACACUACCGUGAGAUGUCAGCCGAGUUGUCUUGUGCCACCACGAUUCUCGAGGACGCCCACUCGGCGCCGUCUGAGGUAGACAGGGUCCUGAAUGGUAUGCGUUUACCUUUCUCUCAACCUCAUGUACAGUUGUAA
This is a messenger RNA of Colletotrichum navitas, 486 nucleotides long. Its product is annotated as pyruvate decarboxylase. The record is from RefSeq and is a predicted model, not a curated record. Lineage: Eukaryota; Fungi; Ascomycota; Sordariomycetes; Glomerellales; Glomerellaceae. The transcript is spliced from 3 exons. Gene Ontology annotation, molecular function: thiamine pyrophosphate binding; pyruvate decarboxylase activity. The annotation marks the transcript as partial. Gene Ontology annotation, cellular component: nucleus; cytosol.